Molecule: messenger RNA, 1476 nt
Organism: Rhizopus microsporus ATCC 52813
Lineage: Eukaryota; Fungi; Mucoromycota; Mucoromycetes; Mucorales; Rhizopodaceae
Product: Choline/ethanolaminephosphotransferase
Exons: 5
Coding region: 5-1192 (395 amino acids)
Biological process (GO): phospholipid biosynthetic process
Cellular component (GO): membrane
Molecular function (GO): phosphotransferase activity, for other substituted phosphate groups
Source: RefSeq, a predicted model, not a curated record
CUUUAUGCUUCUAAAGUCAGAAUUUUUAAGUCAAAAGCAAUUGGAAGCGCUUCGAUUGUAUAAAUACAGAGCCAUCGAUCGCUCGUUUACUACAAAAUAUAUACUAAGCCAUUAUUGGAAUUGGUGUGUUCAGUUUUUUCCGAUAAGUAUGGCACCCAACCUUAUCACUUUGAUAGGUUUGAUCUUCAUGAUCAUCAAUGUGGCCAUUGCUUCACUAUUGGCUCCUUAUAUGGGUACUGGUUCAGAAGCCGGUCCUCGAUGGAUCUAUUUUAGCUUUACAGCAGGAAUAUGGCUAUAUUCAACAUUUGACAACGUUGAUGGAAAGCAAGCAAGAAGAACAAAUUCAUCUUCUCCUUUGGGUGAAUUAUUUGAUCAUGGAUGUGAUGCCAUCAACUGUUCAUUUGCUGCUAUUUUACAAGCAACCAGUUUAGGUACAGGACAUUCAAAGGCAAGUGUUAUGCUCUACGGGAUCGCCAUGUUGGGAUUCUAUCUAUCGACUGUAGAGGAAUAUCACACUGGGAUCCUGUAUUUAGGAUAUGUAAAUGCUCCUACCGAAGGCGUUAUAUUAUCGUGUAUUGUCUUUAUCAUUUCCGGAAUCUAUGGUCCUGAUGUGUGGCAAGCACCACUCAAGAUCUCAUGGUUAUCCAUUCCAGAAAUGCCUCGUUCACAUGCUUUGAUCUGGUGUAUUGGUAUUCUCUUCUUGCUUACACACGCACCUUCUUGCUUCUAUGCCAUGUAUAAAGCCUGUCAAGAGAAAAAGAUCCCAUUUGCUAAAACAAUGAUUGUCCAGAAUAUGCCUAUUGCUACCUAUGUCAUCUGUCUUUACUUUUGGGUCACAUCUCCUUACUCUACUAUACUUAGUGACCACCAUUUUAUGCUAUUUUCCAUUACAACUGGUAUUGUAUUCGGUAGAAUGGCAACUAAAGUUAUCCUGGCCCAUCUCACGCGAUCCAGUUUCCCCAAAUUUACAGUCCUCUUGGUUCCACUGAUCAUUGGCGCCCUUCUGACUAACGUACCGCGUCUUAUACCCACAACGCCCUUGUUGACAGCACAAUCCGAAUAUAUCUUUCUUUGGGCCUAUUUCUUAUUUGCAUUAGUAGCCUAUGUCAGAUGGGCAUUGGUCGUGAUUAAUAGUUUCUGUCAGUUUCUCGGCAUUCAAUGUUUAAGGAUUCCAUCACAGAAGAGACAAUAGAAAUAAUAAACAAUCAUAGACUACAUUUGCAUUCCAUAAAUCUCUUCACAGAAAUAGUUUGGCUUUGUGUGAUCUAGCAAAUGUAACCUAUUUCCUAAAAUAGUCAGAGAUGAUCUAUAUUUUCCCCCAAUAAAUGAAAAUUAAACACGUAGUCAGAAAAUGAUUUUCCGUUACAAAUUUUACCUUUUAUGUAAGCUGAAAAAGUUCUCUCAGCGUAAAGGAGUUCUUUAUGAUUGUGUAUUAGCGUGUACAAGUAAAAUGCAUCCCUUUGAUCUUCAGCGCAU